Messenger RNA from Solanum lycopersicum (tomato), 2744 nucleotides. Lineage: Eukaryota; Viridiplantae; Streptophyta; Magnoliopsida; Solanales; Solanaceae. The record is from RefSeq and is a predicted model, not a curated record.
AACAGACCGAUAGUAAUUUGAUGUGAUUCAUAAAAUUAGGCAGUUUCAGCACCUUCUCCUGUUCCUCUGUUUCUGUUGUGUGAAGGAAGACUCUACAAUGCUCUCUCGUUUUAUCUCCAAAUCCUUGCAUCUCCGACUGUUCACCCUACUUUCCCCCGAAACCCAUGUCUUAAACCCUAAAUCCUCAUUUCCACAUUUCUUACUCAACAACUCAUGUUUCUUCUCCACAGGUAACAACAAUGGCAAAGAUUCGGACUAUGAGCGAAUAGAUAACCAAGUUCUUCAUGAUGGGUCUUGGGCAAAAGAACAAGGUUUUAAACCUUGGAAUUUUGAUAUGGAGGGGAAAGAAGAGCGACUGUUUGAUGUUGGAGAAGAGGUUAAUGUAGGAACUGAAAUGAAGGGUUUUCAAGUUGAGAAAAAGUUUCUUCAAUCGGAAGAGAAAGCUCUUAAAGGUUCUUGUACGAAUGAAUUCACAAUCAAAAAGAGUGCAAAUCCCUCGGUAAGGGUGUAUUCAGAAGAAGUUUUGGAAAUAGUUGAGAUAAUCAGGGGUGGUGGGCAGAAUGUGAGGCAACAGUUAAUUUUGGUGGCUUCAAAACUAUCGUUCAAGUGUGUCGUAGAGAUAUUUGACCUUUUGAAUGAACAAAGAAUAUCUGGAUUGAAGUUCUUUAAUUGGCUUCGGGACUCACAUCCUGAAUUUCACCGCAGUGCUUAUGUCAAUAGUCUGAUUAUUUGUAAUUGUGGAUGGUUAGAUGACUAUAAAACAAUGUUCUCUUUGUUGGAGGAGUUUAAGACUGAACAAACUUGUUUGACUGACAAGGCUUUUGGGUUCUUAACUGUAUUUGGAUCUUGUAAGGAUUCAUUGAUGAAUUCGACAAAGAAAGUGGUUGAUAUGCUAAUUGAGGUUGGAGGAUCCUGCUGUGGUUCUGGUGUUUACGGAUUAAUCGAGAUGUUUUGUAGUUUGGACUUGUUCGAAAUGGCAACAUUUGUAAUAGAGAUCACCGAAAGAACAGCUUCUCGCUACAAUAUUUUGAUCCGUAAAAGGUGUCGGGCAGGCCAAAUUGAAAAAGCACGAGCAAUUAUCGAAGAGAUGUCUGAAUUUGGUUGUUCUCCUAAUACCAAGUCAUAUAAUUACCUGCUUGGCUCAUUGUGUAAGAAUGAUAAGCUGGAAGAUGUGCGUAUUGUGCUCGAAGAAAUGAGAAAUAAGGGUCUCAAUCCAGAUGCGAUUACUUUUGAAACUUUAGUAUAUCAUUUAUCUAGUCGUGGUCAGGUUGAGUUUGCCUCUGAAUUUAUGAAUUUGAUGGUAAAUGUGAAUGUGAAACCACGUUCUACUACUCAUGCUGCGUUUCUUAAAGUUUUGCUUGAAGCAGGAGAGCGUGAGAAAGCAUAUAAGUAUGUGAUUGACAUGAGUGCCAAGUAUAACCACAGUGUAAAUACACUAUACAGCUUGCUUGUGAGGCUUAAUCAGAAGAAAGGAGACAUUAUGGCUGCUCAAAACAUUCUCAAUGAAAUGAUUGACAAGGGUCUAAAGCCAGACUUUGGAAUUUUCAUUAAAUUUGUAAAGCAGCUUGGGAAGACUAGAAGGAAAAGUUUGGCUCGAGAUCUUAAGAUGAAAUACUCGGUUUUCUAUUGUAGUACAAAAGCUAACAAUUCUUUAUCCAAUUCGUUUGUCCCAUGACAAGGUUGAAUGCAUAUCUCUAGCUGGUUUGUCUACGGAAUAAAGAUAAGGAGUGUGCAUUAUUUGAUUUUAAUCGAAAAGGUGACCGAAAAAUAUUUUAGUUGUAAGUUCCUGUUUCACUUUUUGCUCUGCAUACAAUGCCCCUCUUAGUUUUCAACUUCAAUCCUAUAUCUGCUUUCCAGUUUGUCUUCACGGUAUCAACUCCAGCCUCCGUUGCCUCUGUACAUUGUCUCUCCUCUCCUCAGCCUCUACCAAUAUCACCUAUGUUACAUCUCCCAAGCCCAAUUGGUUUGGCCACCUGAAUUGCCAUCCUGCAUUCCUUCCUUUUGGAUUCUGGUUCUUCUCAAUGAUUACAAGCAAAUCUGUGGUUGCUGGGAGGCCAGGAAGCCAUGGUUAAUUGAAAAAAUAGAGGUUGCACCUCCUUAAGUGGAGUUCAUCUUGAAGAUCAUGUUCGGCUCCCUGUGGAUCACACUAUUUUUUACUUCUGGAAAGCAAAGGUUUUGCUAGAGUCCUGCUUCUGGUCUGUACACUAUUAUGGCUUGACGUUUGUGAACAUGUGACAAGAUCCUUCGAAGCUUCAUGAUAAGAAAAUCCACUAACUAUACAAUUACAAAUUGAAGAGAGAAGUUGUAACGAAAUUUAACAGCUCUUUAUAGCAAAAGUGUGACGUAUUAACUCUAUACUUUCGGCAGAGGAAGUACCAUAUUAAGGUCGCCUACCGGGAGGUGAAGUCAUCAAUGUCUCUGGGAGGGGUUCAGUGUGUCACAAUUCUGCUAACCCUAAGGGUUAUACUAUUGACACACAGGAAUACAAGGAGAAAGAAAGCCUCAGAAUGUUCUACUCAAAGCCAACCUUUGCACUCUGUUUAUGAUCUUUGGAUUGAAUGGAGUGCUAGGCUCUAUCAGAAGGGGGAGAGCUUAAAACUACUCUAUGUAUUAGAGUCUGACAAAAUGUCUUGCAGAGUAUGUUGUCAUUUUUAAUUAGCUCAAUACUCCAUCUGUAUCAAUUUGCUUGUCUUACUUUUCUUUUUAGUCCGUUUAAAAAGAAUGUCUCUUUCCUUUUUUGGUAA